Myodes glareolus (Bank vole) is the source of this 7757-nucleotide messenger RNA. The record is from RefSeq and is a predicted model, not a curated record. Lineage: Eukaryota; Metazoa; Chordata; Mammalia; Rodentia; Cricetidae.
UUUCCGGGAACUGUUGGAGAAAGAGUUGCUUCUUCCUGCGUCCCAGGCUUCCCAGCGGCGCCCGUUGCCGGGGAACGCAGGCGCCGUGGGAAGGCAUGGCGGGAGCGUACAGUUUAGGAGCUGGCACCUGUGUUGAGUUGGUUCCGAAGGGCCCGGACUCGUCAUGAAACAACGGAAAGGCCAAGGGCCUGGGGGCGGCCGUGGUCGCAAGAAGAGAGGUUUGAGUGACAUCUCACCAUCAACAAGCCUGCCACCUCUGGUUGAAGGGCAAUUGCGCUGCUUUCUCAAACUUACGAUUAAUAAAGUCAUGUGGAAGACUGCGAAGCCUCCCACUUCUGUACUUGUCCGAGUAAGAUGGUGGGGAGAAACGUCAGAUGGAACCCUCUUUUGUCCCAGGGAUGCAUUGCAGACUGAACCAAAAGUUGUGAGAACAACUACCCGUUAUGCUAUCCGUUGUGGUCCAAAGCAGUUCACCUCAUAUCUAACAGAUAUGGCUGUGCUGGUGUUGGAAGUCAUCACCAAACUUGAUCAUCUUCCGGUUGGCAGAGCUCAGAUCAGUGGACUUGCCCAGCUGUCUCCAACCCAUCAAAUCAAUGGAUUUUUUACCAUUGUUUCACCAGCAUCUAAGAAACUUGGAGAACUUCAGGUCUCACUUGCCCUGGAACCUCUGUCAGAUACUUACGACAGCUAUAAGCCUCUUCCUACCACUGACAUGACAGAAAAUGUGCUUUUAUCUGAGCGAGGACUCCGAGAGAAUACUGAAUUCAGUAACACUCUAUCUAUGAUUCCAUCAGUAUCUUGUGGGGAACCUGCCAUCAAAACUGAAGGAAAAGAAUUAGCAGGCAGCAGCAGUAGAUCAGCCACACCAAGGGGGAAGGACCACUUGUACUUUGCAGAGAACCCCAAUGCAGUAAAGAGUUCUUUGUGUGGACUACAGCAUCACCUUAAUUCAGAGCCAAGUUUAGAGACUGUAUUGCUGAGAGGCAAAGCCCCACAGAAGCAGAUGUCCCUCCUUAACAGUAAUGAAUUUCAGCCACAAAUUAAUACAGUCACCAAGAGUCACAGUGACUCAUUCAUCCUGUCUUCAAACAACCCCCCUACAAAGGACCUUCUUUCAGCUCUGUUAGAACAAGGCGAUAAACUGAGGAAUGCCAUGCUGAUUUCUGCAAUGAACUCGAGCCCAGAUACUAGCAUGCUGCUGAACAAAGCUCCUCCUCCUGUGCUGGAAGAUGCUUUCAGAUCCUCAGUGCCGAAUUCACUUAAAAAUCAAUUUAAAGACCACAGUGGUGACCACCUCCUCCCCUUGACUGAGAACAUGUUUUGUCAAGAUGACAUAAAAGUGGACACCAGAGCCAUACAGCUGCUGUUAGGCAGUGCUGAAUUAUCCCAGGGUCUUUUCUGGAAUGGAUUAGGAUCUCCUCCAGACUCCCCAUCUCCUGGGAGUGAUGUGUACUGCAGCAGUGACCUGAAUGACCCUCAGUAUGACCAGAGUCUCCUGGAGAACUUGUUUUACACAGCACCCAAAUCUGAAGUCAGCGCCAGUGACUUCCUCAGUGAGGAUGAGAACAUGGAACCUUCUAAAACAAUGAACCAGUCCAAAGCCUCCGGCAGAUCUAAGGUGGCAGGGUCAAGUGAGCACAAGCUGAAGAAGAGGGCAGCUGGCAAGAAAAGCAGAAGUAUGGUUGACGAACAAGUGUUCUCAGGACAUACCCCAGCGACAUCACUAAGUGUGGAUAGACUGGCACUUCUGGGUAGAAUACAUUCUGUCAGAAUCAUCAUUGAAACAAUGGGCGUCCCUCCAGAUAGUCCCCAUGUGACACAAAACAGAAAAAGCUUUGCCGGGAAACCACCAAAGCCAGCAGCAGCAACAGCAGCAGCAAAAAAGCGCACUUUCUUUGUGGAGUAUCACUUUCCUGUGGGCUUUUCCAGAAGUGGACCGGGAAAGACAGCUUUGAUCACUGAGGUUGUGCGACUUGCCUCCAGUAAGGUCGCAGAUGGAGUGGUGAAAUUCCAGCAGCGAUUUGUGUGUCCAAUAGAGUUUGGUGGCCCAAUGAUAGAGCACUGGUGGAAUUCUAACCUCACCUUCCAAAUUUAUGCAAAGAAAGCCCCACAGAAAAAGCCAGAAGCCAUUGGAUCUGCAUCUCUUCCUUUGCGAGCUGUCAUUCAGUCCGAGCUGCUUUCUUUCAGUAACCAGCUUCCAGUGCAGCAGGAACAUGGUUUGUCUGCACUUGGCCCCCUCCAGGUCACCAUGGAGCUUGUUUUAGGCAACAAGGAUUUCACUGGUGUCAGUGCUAAGUUAAGCAGCAGCACCCAACACACUCCACGUUCUGCUGCUACCGGUCCAGAUAUGGCACGAAAAACACUCCAGGAGAUGACCUGCACCCAAAACCCACAGAACUCAAAUCAAAUUCAUGAGGACACUGCAAGGAAAAUACAAAAUUUAGUGCUUCCUAACCCGAAGUCAGCAAACCCUGUAUCCUCAAAUUCUCCAGACGCCAUGACUGUGCCGCAUCACAGCUUAGUGCAUCAAACCAAUGGGUCAAGCAGAGAAAGUGCCUUACUGUUACAUGUGCUGUUGAUGGUGCCAGACGGGAAAGGCUUUGUUUCUGGGGAGCCGGAGAAACCACCAUGCAAUGUGUACUUAAAGUGCAAGCUCUUCCGCACAGAGGAAGUCAUCACGUCUGCCAUCUCGUGGGGCACGGCACAGCCUGUCUUUAAUUUUUCUCAGGUGAUUCCGGUUUCGCUGUCUUCCAGAUACCUGGAAAGACUUAAGAACAAUGUGAUGAUAAUUGAAACUUGGAACAAGGUGCGGAGCCCAGGACAGGACAAGCUGCUCGGGCUGGUGAAACUCCCUCUCCAUCAGUUUUACAUGUCAUUCAAAGAUCCCAAGAUUUCUCGCCUGCUGCUUGAUGCCAGGUACCCAGUUGUUGCUGUCGACAGCUAUAUGCCUGUGAUUGAUGUGUUCUCAGGCCACCAAAAUGGGAGCCUUCGAGUCUUUUUAGCCAUGGGUUCUUCAGAUCAGAUAAUGAUGCUGCAAAGAUUAAAGAAUGAAGAAGGAACGUUCCCUCCCUUCAGCCCUAGGCCAGCCCAUUUCCUGGACCAGUCGCCUGUAGCAUCUGUUCCUAUGGACUGCACAAUGCCAAGUAUCCAUCAUCCCAGCACUUGGAAGCCAGAAGGCCAAGGAAACCGACUGAUGGAGCACCACUUUGAGUUCCAUGUGGUGAUGGUCAAAGGGCUCAUGCCCCUUCAGACAACAGUCUGGGGAGAAGCAGAUUGUUAUGUUCAGUACCACUUUCCAUUCCAAGACUCCCAACCCAGUGUGCUUCAAGGACCUGACUUCCUUGAAAAUGGAAUUACUCUGAAGCCCUUUAGAACUUCAACCACACUGUGUGUCCCAGAUCCCAUCUUUAAUAGCGAGCACCAUCACUCUCUCCUGUUGCCAACUGAAGUUCCAGUGCAAAGGCUCCUGCUAAGUGCCUUUUCCUCCCAGGGCCUUGUGCCUGGAGGUGGAGUCCAGUUUGAAGUCUGGUGCAGAUACUAUUAUCCUAAUGUAAGGGACCAGAUGGUUGCCAAAGGAACCUUGCCAUUAUCAAGGAUCUGUGCAAUGGUGACCAUGCAGUACCAUGAAGAUGUGGGAAUGCAGAACUUUAAUCUUCCAUUAACUCCCAGAUUUGAGAAUAGUAAAGAAUUGAAGAACCAGUCAUCAGGUUUGCUGGACGUGGGUUUGAGGUACCGACGUAGCCCAAGAACAACAGAGGGAGUUCUUGCUGCCCGAACUGUCUCCAUCUCAGUCCAGAUUAUCAGAGCCUGUGGUCUUCAGGCAGCAGCCAAGGCUUUGGCUGAGCAGGAGCCUGCUGUAGAGUUUAGUGCCACCGUCGGCGUCAACGCUUCUGUCACCACACAUCUCUCCUUCCUGCCCAAGGGGGAGCAGCGCCGAACCCGUCCUGUGGCCUGUUCCUUCUGCCCUGAGUUCGCCCAUCACAUUGAGUUCUCCUGUAACCUGGUGACUCAGCACUGUAGUGGAGAAGCGUGUUUCCUGGCAGAGCUAUUGGAAUAUGCAGAAAUUAUUUUUGCAAUCUAUCAUGAAAAUACCAAGUCAGUCAGUGAUAUAGCCAGUAUCCAGUCGUGCAAGGAUUAUCUGCUUGGAGUAGUAAAAGUUCCAACAAAAGAUCUACUGGUCAAGAGAUCUGGGAUCACAGGAUGGUAUCCUGUCAUUUUGCCAGAAGAUGAAGGCCUGCCUCAGGACCUGGAGUUUAUGCAGAAGAUUGUAGGAGGCCUGGAGCUUUCUGUUUCCUUCACACAUCCUGGAGAUAGAGAGCGAGUGUUGGAAGCUGCUGAGCUGUUGGGCUGGACCUUUGACAGCAGCCUGAAGGAUCAUGUCAAGAUGGAAGAAGAGGUGCCAGCCACUGUCACCAUCUCCACCCCACGACUCUGGCUUCCUGUGCACUGUGUGCUACUCGCUGGCCACAAGAACAUUCAUAAGAAUACCUACUGCUACCUUCGGUACAAACUGUACACUCAAGAAGCCUUUUGGACCCCUCUCCGGAAGCCUAAGGAAUCUACAAACAGAAACCAGGUCCUGAUCACUUUCAAGGCAUCCAAAAGAGCAGAAGUCACUCGGAGCCAGUCACUGCUUUGGUACUUCAGGGAAGAAAAGUUAGAGAUCCAAGUGUGGCGAGCUUAUGGCAAUGACAAUUUAGAGAGGCCACACCAGACUGACAGCUGGAUCGGCUCAGCCUAUGUAGACCUGUCCAGACUUGGGGAAAAAUCACUAAGAACACUAACUGUCAGUGGUGUGUAUCCUCUGUUUGGAAGAAAUGCUUCCGACCUCUCUGGAGCUGCCUUGAGAAUUCACGUGGUUCUUUCCCCUCUUUCCCCUCUCACUGAGCCCACUCGUGAUCUGGACUCCAUAGACUGCAGCAGCCACAGUGAGUCUGAGCAACUCCCCAGAAAAAGCGAUGAGCUCCAGCUGUCUCCACCCUGUGUCCUCCAGAAGACUCCGGCCUCCACCCAGGUCAGCUGCAGCGCUGCAGCUGAGGUGUGCCCUGCCCAGGAGGGCCCUUCCGAGUUGGAGGGGACUUUUACAGUCAGCAUCCUGGUGGAGAGAGCCAUGCACUUGAGCUUGAAAGGGAGCCCCUUGACAGAGCGGAAAGUGUCCAUGCCCAGUUGUUGUGUAUCCUUUGCAACAGCCACUGAGCCAUCUCCUAUAUAUACCCAUGUGGUCGAAAACACCGACUCACCCAUUUGGAAUUUUCAACAGCAGUCAAGGUUAUCAAAAGAGCUGCUCCUGGAUCCACAUCAAACCCUGGUUUUUAAAGUGUGGCAUAAAGGAGAUGAGGAGAGGGUGGUUGGCUUUGCCUCGGUGGACCUCUCCCCACUAUUGUCUGGCUUUCAGUUCAUCUGUGGCUGGUACAAUAUUACAGACUUCAGUGGAGAGUGCCAAGGGCAAAUAAAAGUUGCCAUUUCCCCUUUGGAGAGUCUGAUGCACUUAAAAGAAGAAAGACAAGCGAGACGAGGGACAGUGGCCCCAGGAUCACUGAUACCAUUGUUCAGCCCCCUUUCUUUCCCUGCCUCUUCUCUAUGUGACACAUUCCCUGGGCCCAUUGCAAGGCACAUGCAAGACCAACUUGCCCACACUUCUCCAAAGGAGGUUGAUUUCUCCUCUCCUUCAAGAAAUGGUGCCAUCAGAAGCCAGGCAGCACGCCAUGAGGAGCAUGUGCAGAACAUCCGCCGAUUCCAUGAAUCCCUGCAACAUGGGGAGGCAGUCUCAGCAGGUGAUGAGAAGCUGACCACAGUGCCUUUGUCCUCCCACACCUCCAUUCUGACUUCUCUCAGGAAGAAUUUGAGUGAGCUUGAUGAGAUCCAGAAGUACUUCACCCAGAAGCUCAGCAAGCCUUUCCUGCCCUUCACCUCUCCCAGUUCUCCUGCUCUCUCAAAGAGCCAGGAGAGCCCAGGAGCCAGCAGCCGAGACCCCGAGAACCAGUGCAUCCUGGAGAAAUCCAGUAACCUGGUGUUGCAAGUCAGCUCCCUAAUCUCAGAUCUGCAGACGAUCACCAGAGAUUCACAAGCAGCUCUGACUUCUCGCCAAGCCAGGAGUAGAAACAGAGCAGUCACCACCCUCCCAGAUGCUCAGGACACCGAGGCCUUGCCAGGACGAACCACCACUCCAGAGAAACCGGCAAAUUCCCUGCCUGCCCCUGUUCUUGAAGAGACUUCAGAGGGAGGAGGAGUGCUCCGUGAGUUGGUGGAACAUACACUACCUGUCACGAGGGUGCAGAGUGGUGAGGACACUGAGGUGGACUCAGACCUCAGUGAAGAAGACUAUGAGGAAGACAUCAUUGAGCCCAGGACCCUAAAUGAAAUCACCACAGUGACCGACAAAACUAGUCCCUGGUCUAGUUUCAUGUCAGACAUGAGUGAGGUCUUGAGCCCUCAACCCAGUGAGAUACCAAGGGAAGGCCCCUCCUGUCUUCCAGGACCUUUCCCCAGAGAGGAACUUAAGGUCAGAAGUAGCUUGAUAUCCAGCCCACAAAAGGUAAACCCCCAAUCUGUACAGGACUCACCUAGCCAAAGGCCUAGUGAGGGUGGAGCCUAUAAGACCACAGUUGAAGAGUCUGCCUCAACCAAGCCUCGGCUUGUCCCAGGGAGCAAUGAUUCUGUUGGAUGGAGCUCACCACAUAUAAAUCAGGACAAGAGACCCAUGCCAGAGAUCCUGGCUGAGAGUGAAGCCAUCUCCAGUGAGUUGAGUGACUCUUCAGAGAGUCUUCUAUAUCUGCCCUCCCAAAGCAAAAGGGAAAACCACAAGGAACCACCCACAGACUUUCCUGCUGUGAGGCAGAAGCAGGUAGCAACUGGACCAGAGGUGUCUACAAGGCAGAAUCUCCUCCCAGAACCCAUUGUGGUGCCCAACUUCUUUUUGCCUCCCCAACAACUGGAGGCCUCUCUACGCAUGAUCUCCCACGCUCCAGCUCUGCCACCACCAGCCACAACUGACCAGGACAAGAAUGAAACCACCAGGGGAGCCCUUGCCCAGAGGCCUUGUCGCCCCAGACCUAACUCUGUCCCUCCCAACCUUCCUGAGGAAGAGACUCGCAGAAUCGCACGAAUAUUUUCUUCCAAGUAUUCCCAGAAACCUCAUGAAGCCUAAGGGACUGAGGGGAGGGGCUACCAGCCAACCUCCUCAUCUUUGUUUAACUUACAAGAGGCACCAGGUCUGUUUCCCUCGGCAUCCUGAGGCCACGACCACCACCCUAUUCCAUGGGCUUCUUGAGACCUAAUUAAGACUAGAGAGAUGUCUGGACCCACUAACUUCUGCCUACUAGGACUUCAGCUUCCUUCUGUAAUGAGGCAACGGCUGGAAAUAAAAUGGACUCCAGCACCCAAGUGGCCCGCCCAUCCAUCUUCUGACUGGGGCCUAAGGAGGCACCUCUGAGUAGAGAAACCAGUAUCCUUGACACAGCCUCUUGUUGAACAUAGCCACCCUAUUUUUGCUUUAAAUAUUGGUGGGAGCAGUAAGUGUGUGCAUAGCUGAGAAAAUUCCAAGGCCCUUUCCAGCUUGUUUAUUUGGGAAUGUGUUUGUAGACAUAAAUUAUUUUUAUGAUUUAGUGAAUUAAUCAGUAGCACAGGGGGGAUCACCUCCUUUAAACUGUAUUUGAUUGUCUGAAACCUAACCAUGUUUUUAACUUAACUUUGUUUUUUUACUCAUCUCUGAAAUUAAUUGUUCUUGCCUUUGUUUUAAUAAAACUCUGAUAUUUGUA